Pomacea canaliculata is the source of this 1486-nucleotide messenger RNA. RefSeq names its product prostatic acid phosphatase-like. The record is from RefSeq and is a predicted model, not a curated record. Lineage: Eukaryota; Metazoa; Mollusca; Gastropoda; Architaenioglossa; Ampullariidae. The transcript has 12 exons. Bases 124 to 1395 code for a protein of 423 amino acids. Gene Ontology annotation, molecular function: phosphatase activity. Gene Ontology annotation, biological process: dephosphorylation.
AGAUAGUUCUACCCGUUUGAAGGUGUGAUAAGUACAGUCGACCCUGGAGUACCCUGGAGUCACGUGUCGGGACUGGUGACAAGGGUGGUGUUCGGGUAGAUGUGACACACUAGGAGUUUCAGCAUGUCCGUCUCCAUGUUCCACUCGGGUGUCUACCCAUGUAGUGUGGCCGUGGUACUGAUGAGCUUGGUCACUGUAUCGUAUGCUGACCUCACGCUGAGAAUGGUCAAUGUGCUGUACCGACAUGGAGACCGCAGUCCUAUCAUGGUGUACCCGACAGACCCGUAUAAACUGACAGCACCCUGGUGGCCUCAAGGUCCAGGCUGGCUAACGCCGAGGGGGAUGGAACAGCAAUGUGAGCUCGGCCAGUUUCUUCGCAAAGAGUACGGACAGUUGCUGAACAGUACUUACAUACAGUCAGAGAUCCACGUACAGAGCUCGGAUGAACAGCGCUGUCUGAUGUCAGCUUACUGCAACCUGGCAUGUCUAUAUCCACCUACAGGUAGCCAGGUGUGGAAUUCCAACAUCAACUGGCAGCCCAUUCCUGUUCACACUCGGCCUAAAGAAGACAAUAAACUAUACAUGGGGGCGCCGUGUCCGCGCUAUACAGAGAUGUUUAAUGAGGAGCUGAUGUCAGAUGCAAUCCGACAAGAGGAGACAGAGAAUGCGGAGUUUUAUUCUAUGGUUGUGAACAACACCGGGGUGUCUUACGAGAAUAUUUCCAUAAUCUGGGGAAUAGCUGAUACUACAUUUUGCGAGAGAGCUCACAACUUAUCUCUGCCAUCAUGGGUGACUGACGAGGUCUACAACAAGCUGCAGAGUCUUUCUGGCUUGUCUUUCAACCUGAUGUUCAACAGGACUGAGAUGAGUCGUGUCAUGGGAGGUCCGUUACUGAAAGAGAUGUUGAUGAAUAUCAACUCCACGGUACACGAUCCAGGUAAUCAGACCUACAAGAUGUUUAUGUACUCAGCGCAUGACGUCACCGUGUCAGCGCUGCUGACAUCACUGCAGGUGUUCAACAACAUGCAGACGCCGUACGCCGCCGCCGUGCUGCUGGAGCUGUGGUACGACGACCACAACCACGACUACAUGGUCCGCCUCCGCUACCGCAACGACACCAGCGUCGAGCCCUACAACCUCGUGAUUCCGGGCUGUAAUAAUUCUUACUGUCCGCUGACGGAUUUUGUGAAGUUUGCUCAGACCAGGAUUCCUGCUGACUGGGACGCUGAGUGCGGCAAUACCAGGCCCACCCCUGGGACAUCAAGCAACAAUGAUGAUGCCAAAACGACUGUGACAGCUCUGGCUGUUGUCACUGCUGUCGUCAUCCUGCUGUGUUUGGGCCUCAUUGUCUUCAUCGUCUGUCAACGAGGCCGACGUCAGGCGAACUUUGGUUGAUAGAAGUCGGGGACUUAAUGGUGACAAUGUCGGAACUUACUGAUCUUGGCCAAAGAACAAUUCUAAAAUAAAUAAAAAAUUCAUGCCACGA